Molecule: messenger RNA, 882 nt
Organism: Coffea eugenioides
Lineage: Eukaryota; Viridiplantae; Streptophyta; Magnoliopsida; Gentianales; Rubiaceae
Exons: 3
Coding region: 1-882 (293 amino acids)
Source: RefSeq, a predicted model, not a curated record
AUGGAUCGACGAGGACGUGAAUGGGGUUGUGGGUAUGGGUUUCGACAACCCUGCACUCCUGAGAGAGAUGAGGGAUUAGCGACUGGUCUGAACCAAAACCCUAGAAAUGAAGGGGGUGACCAAGUGGCUACGGCCCUUAAUUGCAUAACUGAUGUCCUUAAGCAUCUAGCUGAGCGCCAAGGCCCUGAACUGGUCAACCCACCUAGAAACCAAGAGAGGGGUGAGGAUAGAGCUCUAGAGCGGUUCCUAAAGUUCGCUCCACCUAGGUUUCACGGAGGAUCGGAUCCCGAAGCAGCAGAAAAUUGGUUUGAGAGGAUGGUGGAGAUUUUUGCCACCCUAGAUUAUGCCGAGGAGAGGCAGGGUCAAGCCCCUGUCAAUCAGUCAAGGGACCCUGAAAUAGGGGAAGAUAGGACCUUAGAGCAGUUUCAAAAGUUUUCUCCUCCCAAGUUUCUUGGAGGGCCAGACCCUGAAGGAGCAGAGAGAUGGUUGGAAACCAUGAUCAAUAUUUUCGCCGCCUUGAAUUACACGGAGGAAAGGGUGAGGCGGUUUGACCAAGGGUUGAACGUAAAGAUACCGGAGGUUUUUGCGGUGGCACAAAUUAAUAAAUUCACCGAAGUUCUUGAGAAAGCCCAGAGAAUAGAAAUUACAAGGGCACAAGUGAAGGUUUUUCAUGCAAUAAAUAAAGGUGCGUCUAGUGGAGAUCAAGGGCAGGAACAAGGUGAUCUAGGUAUGCCACCCCUUAAGGUGGGUCGAGGAGCUGGUGGUGUGAGAAUUUCGGGGGCAUCUAAGGAAGUUACUCCGAGAGAAGCCCCAGGUGGAAGAGGACAACUGAGAGAUGCCUCACAAGGAGAUCAAACAUCAAUCAUUUGUGGAUAUUGUUGA